AGAAUAGAGGGAGAAGAAGAGGGGAAGCAGUUCCCGCCAAGUGAAAAGGCAGGGCGCGAAAUACCCUUUCCCUUCCCUGUGUCUGUGUGGCGUUUUCUUCCUUUCUUUCUAAACUCCAAACCUAAAACUCUAAUCGGAUCGGAUCCAAAGAGAAUGAAGGGUGGAACGGUUCAGAUUAGCUGGCACGAGAGCAAACCCAUCUUAACCCUCGAUUUCCACCCUCUCUCCGCCACUCUCGCCACCGCCGGCGCUGAUUUCGAUAUCAAGUUUUGGUCUAUAAAACCAUCAGGGACACAGAAGAAGCUACCAGCAGUUUCCUAUCUUAGUAACCUCUCUUACCAUAGUUCCGCAGUAAAUGUUCUUCGCUUUUCGGCUUCCGGGGAAUUGCUAGCCUCUGGUGCUGAUGGAGGUGAUCUGAUAAUAUGGAAACUGCAUUCUACUGAUACUGGUCAGACAUGGAAGGUUCUCAAGAUGUUACGAUCCCAUCACAAGGACAUUCUGGACCUGCAGUGGUCCACUGAUGCCACAUAUCUCAUAUCCGGAUCAGUUGAUAAUUGUUGCAUUAUAUGGGAUGUUAACAAAGGAAUUAACCUUCAAACAUUGGAUGCCCAUGCACACUAUGUUCAGGGGGUUGCAUGGGACCCACUAGGGAAGUAUGUUACUUCUCUUAGUUCUGACAGGACUUGCCGAAUUUACAUGAAUAAGCCUCAUAAAUCAAAGGGCAUUGAGAAAAUCAAUUAUGUUUGCCAGCAAGUCAUUUCCAAGGCAGAACAGCCAUUAUUAAAGAAUUCAACGGCAACAAAAUAUCAUCUCUUCCACGAUGAGACAUUGCCAUCUUUCUUCAGAAGAUUAGCCUGGUCUCCUGACGGUUCAUUUCUACUAGUGCCUGCAGGCACUUACAAAAUUAAUACUGCAUCUGAAUCUGUGAAUGCGGCUUACAUAUUUUCUAGAAAAGAUCUUUCUAGGCCCGCUAUACAGCUUCCUUGUGCAAGCAAAGCUGUUGUAGCUGUCCGGUUCUGCCCCAUAUUUUUUAAACUUCGGGGAAGGAACUCAGCUGGGCUGUUUAAGCUCCCAUAUCGCAUCAUAUUUGCUGUGGCCACUUUGAAUUCGUUAUACAUUUAUGACACUGAAAGCACCUCUCCAAUAGCUAUAUUAGCUGGUCUUCACUAUGCUGCAGUAACAGAUAUUACCUGGUCAUCUGAUGCCCAUUAUUUGGCAUUGUCCUCACAAGAUGGUUUCUGCUCUUUGGUGGAAUUUGAAAAUGGCGAACUUGGAAUACCUUUCUCUUUAUCAGAAGGAAAUGUCUCAGCCAAUGAUAGUAAGUGCACCCAGCAGACAGCCAAUGAUACAGUCAUUGGACCAACAGGGAAUAUUAGUACAGUUGUAGCAGAAAGCAAGAAAAUGGAAGGGAAGGUUGAUGACAUGGUUAUUGAAGCAUCUGGGAAUAUUGGUGCCAUCACAGCCGAAAGCAGGAAAAAUGAAACACUAAAGAAGGCUGAUGAUAUGAUCAUCAAGUCAGCUUGGAAUAUAGCAGAUAGUAGGAAAAAUGAAGCAGAAGAGAAAACUGAUGACAUGGUCAUUGACGCAUCUGGGAAUGUUGAAGGGAUUAUGACAGAUAGUAGGAAAAAUGAAGCAGAAGAGAAAGCUGAUGACAUGGUCAUUGAGAAAACUGGUGGUGUUAGUGCCACUGAAUUAGAUAGUAUAAAAAUUGAAGCAGAAGACAAGACAGAGAAACAGCUACAGAGUUCAGGUAGUGUAAAUUCUGGAACAGAAGACAAUGCAGAAAAACAAUUUACUAAUCCAGAUGGUAAACAAACGGGAGCAAAGGCAAAGACAGAGAAACAGCAGUCAAGUUUAGACGGUAUAAAAUUAUGUCAAGAAAAGGCAGAGAAACAAUUGUGCACUUCAACGACUACGCCCAUAUCAAAUAAACCAGCCAAGAAGCGUAUCACUCCUAUUCCCAUUAAUCCAUGAUUUUUCAAUUCCUGAGAAAUUGCAUCCAUGUCCGCCUCACUCCUACAUGGACUGGACUAGAAAUUUAUAAACAUUUUCUCCAGAACACAAAUAGGCGAUGUAAAAAUUGGAAGGGAAGUCACUUUUUACUGCUGGAGGUGGUUUACAGUUACAAGAUGAUAGGGAUAGAUGUUAUCCAUAGCUUUGCAUGCCCACACCUAGUUACAAAUUAUUGGCUCAUUCUUGAUCUUCAAAUGAGAAGUUGCAAUGAAUGGUACAGUGAGCGUGUAUUUUGUUAUAAAUAUUUUGACAAUAGCCUGGGGAUAACCCUUUCUACCAGCAUAGUGGUUGUUGGAGACUAGAUCAGUGGCAUUUUUUAUUAUCAUACAUAAAGUUGUGUAUUGGGGAAUGGGAAAAUGUAGCCUGUGUUAACAAUUACUUUGUAAUUAUAUGAAAUGUAAGGGACAGAGAAAAUUUUUG
Molecule: messenger RNA, 2433 nt
Organism: Abrus precatorius (Indian licorice)
Lineage: Eukaryota; Viridiplantae; Streptophyta; Magnoliopsida; Fabales; Fabaceae
Product: chromatin assembly factor 1 subunit FAS2
Exons: 12
Coding region: 154-1974 (606 amino acids)
Biological process (GO): DNA replication-dependent chromatin assembly; nucleosome assembly
Cellular component (GO): CAF-1 complex; nucleus
Molecular function (GO): protein binding
Source: RefSeq, a predicted model, not a curated record